Trypanosoma rangeli is the source of this 426-nucleotide messenger RNA. Its product is annotated as lactoylglutathione lyase-like protein. The transcript has a single exon. The record is from RefSeq and is a predicted model, not a curated record. Lineage: Eukaryota; Euglenozoa; Kinetoplastea; Trypanosomatida; Trypanosomatidae. Gene Ontology annotation, cellular component: cytoplasm. The coding region runs from base 1 to 426 and encodes 141 amino acids. Gene Ontology annotation, molecular function: lactoylglutathione lyase activity; metal ion binding.
AUGCCAGCACGACGACUUCUGCACACGAUGAUUCGUGUGGGUGAUUUGGACCGCAGUAUCAAAUUCUACACAGAGGCUCUUGGAAUGCGUCUGCUGAGAAAGUGGGACUGUCCAGAGGACAAAUUUACGCUGGUCUUUCUUGGGUAUGGCACGGAGAGUGAGACUGCAGUUUUGGAGCUUACCUACAACUACGGCCAGAGUGAAUACAAGCACGGGGAUGCGUACGGGCACAUUGCAAUUGGUGUGGAGGAUGUUAAUGGAGAAGUCGCUCGGCUGAAAGCAAUGAAUGUGCCAAUUGACUAUGAAAGUGAUGAUGGUUUUAUGGCAUUUAUUGUGGAUCCCGAUGGGUACUAUAUCGAGCUGCUGAACACGGAACAGAUGAUGCAAAAAGCUCGAGAGCACAUGAAGGAACAGGGUACGGCUUAA